AUGUCAUCGAUCACUGUAUAUCGUGGAACCCCAAGCGGGAGAGUGCAGCAAGCUACAGUCCCAAGGCCUGGUCCUCCAAAAGCACAUCAAGUCACGGUUCGUAUCACUCAUUCUGGCCUUUGUGGUACCGACGAGCACUACAAGUGCCAGGACAUGGUUCUCGGUCAUGAGGGAGUUGGCAUCGUCGAUGGAGAUAGAGUUGGCUGGGGCUAUUGUCAUGGAAGCUGUCUCAACUGCGAGUAUUGCGAUCAAGGCCAAGAGCUGUACUGCGAACAGCGACAGUUCUACAGCUUCGACGAGUUCGAUCAGGGCUCGUUCGCGACUUAUGCAACUUGGAAUGAGCACUUUGUCUUCCGUAUUCCGGAUAGCAUCCCAUCUGCGGAGGCAGCUCCUUUGAUGUGCGCUGGGGCAGCCGUGUAUUCCGCUCUUCGCAGCGCACAAGUCCAGUGGUAUCACCGAGUGGGUGUUCUUGGCCUCGGGGGUCUAGGACACCUCGCUGUUCAGUAUGCUGCCAAGAUGGGCUGCCAUGUCACAGUCUAUUCCCACUCAUCUGGCAAAGAAAAAGCAGCCCGAAAGCUGGGAGCGUCGGAUUUCCAAGUGAUGGGAGAGAGUUCCCCUCCUAGUCGAGCUGUUGAUUGCCUGCUCUUGACUGGUGCUCAACAGCCGGACUGGUCCCAAGCCCUGUCGCUGGUUCGACGGGGCGGUGUGAUAAGUGCAGUUACUGUGGUCUCAUCUGAGCUGCGAUGCCCAUAUGGGGAGAUUCUGAUGAACGCGAUCCGGAUACAGGGAAGCCUACCUGCCGCCCCGAAUCUCCAACGGGAGAUGCUUAGCUUCUCGGCGCUCCAUGGAAUAAAACCAGUUAUCGAGACCUUUCCGUUCACUGAGAAGGGAAUUAAUGAGGCGAUGGAGAAGCUUCGCCAGGGUAAGAUGCGAUAUAGGGGCGUUCUUGCAAUGGAGGGUUAG
Fusarium fujikuroi IMI 58289 is the source of this 963-nucleotide messenger RNA. RefSeq names its product related to ADH7-NADP(H)-dependent alcohol dehydrogenase. Gene Ontology annotation, biological process: alcohol metabolic process. Gene Ontology annotation, molecular function: alcohol dehydrogenase (NADP+) activity. NCBI's taxonomy places the organism in Eukaryota, Fungi, Ascomycota, Sordariomycetes, Hypocreales, Nectriaceae. The transcript has 2 exons. Bases 1 to 963 code for a protein of 320 amino acids. The record is from RefSeq and is a predicted model, not a curated record.